AUGAUCGUCCCAACCGGAUUUCCCGUUAUCGACCCUGAUGGUACCGACCCUCAUGCAAGUUCAACGACCCCUCAGCUUCUGGUAAUUCAAGAACAAGCCAAGAGCGAGCCAGUAGACACUGCACUUCGUCAAGCCAACAGAGCACCUACUGCAGAUCAAGUAGCAACGGGUCACCUCCACGAGCCUACAACGGAAAAGCUCUCAAUCAUGAGCGCAAAGUUCCCCCUGAGAAAGCAAUUCGCGAAGCCCACCAGUCACGUUCUCACGAACUACUUCGAGGUGUCAUGGAACAACAAUACCAAGUUCUUCGUGUACGAGAUCACUGAUAUACCUGCUGGAAACAAGCGCAAGACCAAAGCUGUUGUCAAAACAGCGAUCCAGGCCUGGGACUUUCUCCGGAACAACCAAAUUCACUUUGCCACGGAUCAUCUGAAGUUUGUUGUGGCUUGGAGGGACCUUCAUACGGGUAUUCAGUGCCCUCGCAAGAGUACACCCGCGGACGAGGUUAUGUGGACUCCAACCCCAAUUGCAGAUGGAGACCGUCGCGUUCAACUAUACUUUAAAUAUCACGGCGAGAUGAACCUUGAUCGUCUACAGGACUACGUCAAUCCCAGAUCCAAACCCAACGACUCAGCUUUGCCCGACUUCAACUUCAACCCUCUAGUGGCAUAUCUAAACACAGUCAUUGCGAAGAAUCUGACUGACGAGGUGUUUCAAACAUCCUCUCACAAGUUCUUCUUCAAGGAUAGCCACGAGGUUCUCGGUAGAUCAAAGUCGCUCUGUGUCAUGCGAGGAUACGAUUACACCAUUUCGCCAGCUAUGGAAAAGGUUUUGCUCAACGUCAACGCUGCAACGAGUGCUUUCUAUCGCCCAAUCACGGUCGCAGAAUUUCUCAAGGACAACACCUUUCAUCAGAACGAGCGUGAGCGACGUAUCAAGCGAUUGCGAGUCUACAUCACCCCGGAACGACUAGCAGUUACUGAUCCUGAGGAACAGAUCCGCGUUGACAACCUGAACCGGCCCCAGAAUCGCAUCAAGACUGUCAAAGCUUUUGGUGGAGACAUCGGAAAUCGUUCAGACGACGCGUUGAAGUUCCGCAAAUGGUUCAACAACGGAGGCCAACUACAGCAGGCAAAUGAGGAUACACAUGUCGUUGACCACAUGAAGUCAGUCUUUGGUCACGCACAUAGAUUUGAUGAAAACCUCAAAGCGGUCAACGUCGGCUCCGAUGAUGAACCAGUCUGGUAUCCACAGGAGUUUCUCCGUAUUCUGCCGUAUCAGCUCUACAACAAUCUUCUUCCGGAUACACUCAUCGACUCGAUGCUCACGCUCGCCUGUCAAACUCCCGACCACGUUCGUGCUAGGAUCGAAGCUGAGGGCCUGAAAGGUCUUGGAAUAAUACAAAAGGAUGGAGCGCAGAAAUUUGACAAAUGCGAUGCGCUGACCAUCGACCCGCGCAUGCUUCAAAUACCCUCUACUCGAAUGGAACAAGUACACGCCGUUUACGCCAAGGAAUCCGGCAAGCCGGAAUACAAGAAGCCAAACAUGGACGGCAAAGCUCAAUGGAAUCUCGACGGCAACUUCAACUUCUUUAAGACGCCGACAUCUGGUAGCUCACUUGAAUACUACAUGAUCAACGGCAGCGACCUCACUGAGGAGAAGAUAGCUGAGACAUACAAGCAAGCCAUGAAUGCGAGUAUCACACAGUAUGGCAUCGCAAAGGAUGCGAUCUGCUGUGGUAUUUCCACCUUACCCAGUUACCGCAAGACAACCAAGAAAGAGGAGUCAGACGAGACGGUGUCUGAAACCCACGAAGAGCUCAAGAAACCAGACAUAACGUUGGCCAAAACCCACGAAGAACUCAAGAAAGAUAUCAAGGAGGCUAUCGAAAGAUGCCAGCAGCAAUCUGCCAACGGAAAGCUCGUCAUUCUUUUACUUGAACGAUACAACAUUCCUGUCUACUCAGCCUUCAAGGACGUCGCCGAUCGCAUAGCUGGGCUUCAAUCACUCUGCGUCACUGCCGAAAAGAACUCGAACAAGCAACUUGGCGACAAGGGGCUCAGCCAGUACUUCGCCAACGUCAUGAUGAAGGUCAACCUGAAGCAGGGAGGGCUAAACCAUACCGCAUGUGACGAAAAUCCUGGCGAAGGAACUAUCCGCAAUUCGCUUUUCAAGAAAGCGCCUGCCAGGAGCGUAAUGAUCCUUGGCGCCGAUGUUACCCAUCCAGGUCCCAACUCGCUCGUUGGCUGCCCCUCCAUUGCGGCUUUGGUCGGCUCUGUCGACCUAGAUGGAGGCAAGUUCCUGGGUUCUAUGCGUCUCCAAGAGAAGAGCAAGAAAGAAAUGAUUGACGAUAUAGAGGGCAUGGCCGAGGACAGGUUUCGAGCAUGGUUGGUAGCUCAGAAAUCUUUUCCUGAUGUGCUCUACUACAGGGACGGUGUUUCGACAGGGCAAUACGAGCAGGUCGUCAAAGAAGAAUUGCAGGCUAUCAAGAAAGCAUGGAACAAAGUGUUCCGCGGCGAACCAGCCGGCUCUCCUAAAAUGACGGCUGUCGUUGCGGUCAAGCGGCACAACACACGAUUCUUUCCUAUGGCUGGAGAAGCUCAUGCGAACGGCAACUGCAAGGCGGGCACGCUUGUUGAUAGUGGCAUCACAUCGCCCUUCUUCUCGGAGUUCUACCUGCAGUCUCACCAUGCUUUGCAGGGCACGGCUAUACCUACAAAGUACUUUGUUCUCGAGAAUGGCCUGAAGUUCUCCGACACGGAAAUCCAGCGCCUGACACACAAGCUCUGCUUCACCUACGUACGCGCCACAAUGGGCGUCUCCUAUGCUCCACCAGCCUACUAUGCAGACAGGCUCUGCGAACGUGGCCGCAACUACUUGCGCGACUGGUUCACACCCAACUAUGAGAGCGAUCACUUCAAAGCCUACCAGAACCGGAAGGUCACGAUUGACGACGAUGCUAAGACCGCUUUGAGAAACACAAUCUCGCGACUUCCUGUACAACCAAUUCCCGCGGGUCGUCGAAGGGCUAGAAAGUCGGUUGAACAGGUCGAGGAGGAACGCAAGUCGCGCAAAGGUGCCGAGGACCUUCUCGAGAGUGAAUACCUUAUCGCAGCGAAGCAGUACUUCCAAGGUCAACGAAAUGAUGGGCCUGGCCCGUGGGCCGAGGCUCUCGACAAGACGAUGUUCUGGAUGUGA
Alternaria metachromatica is the source of this 3198-nucleotide messenger RNA. RefSeq lists its product as uncharacterized. Bases 1 to 3198 code for a protein of 1065 amino acids. The record is from RefSeq and is a predicted model, not a curated record. Gene Ontology annotation, molecular function: protein binding; nucleic acid binding. NCBI's taxonomy places the organism in Eukaryota, Fungi, Ascomycota, Dothideomycetes, Pleosporales, Pleosporaceae. The transcript has 5 exons.